GUGUGUAUAAGCUGUUAUAUGGUUUUGUCUUUGUAAAGCUUUCCGUUCCCAGAUUAAGCAUCUCUGUCUCUCUCUCUUAUUUAUUGGCUUACGGGUCACCUUGUGUUUCAUUAGAACUAGGGAUCCUGAUUUUCUUUUUUCUCCUCAUUUGGGUUCUGACCCAUUAAUCUUGUCUGUUCAUUGUUUAUUGGGUGUCUGUUUGUUUCGUGGGAAAAGAUCUGAGAAAAAAUAUUUUUGGGAAAGAAGAGAUGGGUGUUGAUAUGAGGCAAGUGGUGGCUGGGAUACUUACAUUGACAAUGUUUGUGAUGCUCGGCAACAUGAUUAAAAGAGACCAUUUUGAUUCUGCUGUUGGUGAAACAUUCCCAGGAGAUCGGCAUGUUAAUUUAGAUAAUGCCAAGAUUGCAAAGCAGGUUGUUACUUUUCCAGAAAAGAGUGUGGUGCCCUGGAAAGAUGACGGUCUAGAACUAAAAGCAUGUUGGUCUAAGCCGGGUUUAGAUGGUGUUGAGCAGACAAAUGGAUUUGUCGUAUUCUCAUUAACAAAUGGCCCUGAAUACCAUGUUUCUCAGAUUGCUGACGCGGUGGUAGUGGCGAGAUCUCUAGGAGCAACCCUCGUAGUUCCAGACAUUCGAGGAAACAAACCUGGUGACCAGAGGAGUUUUGAAGAAAUUUAUGAUGUUGAGAAGUUUUUGAAGAGCCUGGAGGGAGUGGUCAGAGUGACAAAAAAUCCUCCUGCUAAGUUAUCAACAAGGAAUCUUGCUGUUGUGAGGGUCCCUAAUAGGGUUACAGAAGAUUAUAUUACAGAACAUAUUGAACCAAUUUACAGAAAUAAGGGAACUAUUAAGUUGGUUACUUACUUUCCUUCUGUAAACAUGAAAAAGGCAGACAAAGAGAGUCCCAGUGAUUCAGUUGCAUGUUUGGCAAUGUUUGGAACUUUAGAGUUGCAACCAGAGAUUCAAGAAGUAGUUGACUCAAUGGUUGAGCGUCUAAGAACUUUGAGUCGAAAGUCAGAUGGCCAAUUCGUUGCAGUGGACUUGAGGCUUGAAAUGUUGGAGCAUAAGGGUUGCCGAGGAGAUGGUGAAUCUGGAGCAAAAAGUUGUUACAGCGCAGACGAGAUCGGUACCUUUUUGACUAAACUUGGAUUUAGUAAGGAUACCACAAUCUAUUUGACUGAAACUAAGUGGGACAGCAGCUUAGACUACUUAAAAGAUGUCUUUCCCAAAACUUAUAUAAAGGACGGGAUUAUACCAGCAGAUAAGAAAGCAAAGAUCUUGGAUUCAGAUACUACUGAAUUCGAGAAAGUUGUCGACUUCUACGUGUGUUCACAGAGCGAUGUAUUUGUUCCUGCAAUCUCUGGCCUGUUCUAUUCAAAUGUUGCCGGUAAGAGAAUUGCUUCCGGCAAGACCCAGAUAAUUGUUCCGGCUGAUAUAUCCCAAUCCUCGGCCUCAUUUGCGGAUUUCAUCACUCAUUAUGUGACGAAGAAGAACCAUUUGGCGUACUCGUGCUUCUGCUAGUUCCUAUGGCGUGAGAAAACCCGCGAAAAAGAGUUGAAUAUGGAUUAGCAAAGACAGCUCAGCUCACUACCUUAAAACAUGGCAGCUGAGAAGAUAGAAAAGGGUUGACUGUAUAAUGUAUCAUUUGGGUUUUGCAGAAAGAAACGUAUGAAGUUCCUCUGUGAAGGUGAUUGUUAGAGACUGCUUUUUUGAUGGAAGAAGUUGCCAUCCUAUCAUGGUUAAUAUAUUGUUUAAUACGAUUUGAAGACCCUUUUUUUUUCUUUCUUUUCUUUAUUUACAUUAAUUCUUUGUAAUGUCGCUGGUUGGCUUUCAAUUUUGGUUAAAACAAGAUCAUAGUUUGUGGCAACAUGUGAUGAAUGUCCAAUUCUCUUAUCUAAUAUCAUUCAACUGGUUUUUCACAUUA
Molecule: messenger RNA, 1914 nt
Organism: Humulus lupulus (European hop)
Lineage: Eukaryota; Viridiplantae; Streptophyta; Magnoliopsida; Rosales; Cannabaceae
Product: protein MANNAN SYNTHESIS-RELATED 1
Exons: 6
Coding region: 249-1511 (420 amino acids)
Source: RefSeq, a predicted model, not a curated record